Acanthopagrus latus (yellowfin seabream) is the source of this 2706-nucleotide messenger RNA. RefSeq names its product pyroglutamylated RF-amide peptide receptor. The transcript has 8 exons. Gene Ontology annotation, cellular component: membrane. Lineage: Eukaryota; Metazoa; Chordata; Actinopteri; Spariformes; Sparidae. Gene Ontology annotation, molecular function: neuropeptide Y receptor activity; peptide binding. The record is from RefSeq and is a predicted model, not a curated record. Bases 198 to 1628 code for a protein of 476 amino acids. Gene Ontology annotation, biological process: G protein-coupled receptor signaling pathway.
UAACUGCAUCAAGUCAGUCAUCCUGGCUUGUAAAGACGUUUUCUGGUGAUGUUUUUGGAUUCAUCAGACACUUGCUGGAUUCCAGAUGACUUUUCCACAGCAGUUUUCUCAAAGACUAGCGUGAGCAAGUCGUAAAAAAAGCUGUUAAGAAACUUCUGAGUACAACUAUUUUGAGACCGGUAGACUCUGGUGAUCGGAUGGCAACAGCAACAGCAGCAGCAGCGGCGGCGGCGGCGGCAGCGGCAGCCUCGACAGAUUCAGGACACAGAAGCAACAAGAUCACCCCGGAGGUGCUGCAGGAGAUGCUCCAGUACUACAACCUGAGCCGGCAGGAGUUCAUCAGCACCUACAACAUCCAGCCGCUCGUCUACAUCCCCGAGCUGCCCUACAGCGCCAAGACCACCUUCGUCAUUAUGUACAUGGUGAUCUUCGCCAUGGCCCUGGCCGGGAAUAGUUUGGUCAUCUACAUAGUCGUGAAGAAGCGGGCGUUCCAGACGGCGACGGACAUUUUCAUCUGCUCCCUGGCGGUCAGCGACCUUCUCAUUACUUUCUUCUGCAUCCCCUUCACCCUGCUGCAGAACAUCUCCUCUGAGUGGUUCGGAGAAAAGUACAUUUUCCCAGUACAUCUGCAGUGGAUUUCGGCAACUCCACGCUCACUGCAAUUGAGAGGGGUUCUCGUUUGCAAGACGGUGCCUUUUGUGCAGACGACAGCCAUAGUGACCUGCAUCCUCACCAUGACCUGCAUCGCCAUUGAGAGAUACCAGGGCAUUGUCUACCCACUGAAAAUGAGGAGGCAAUACUCGUCAAGAAGAGCAUACAAGAUGCUAGGGCUGGUAUGGAUCACCUCGGUGAUAGUGGGUUCGCCGAUGUUGUUUGUGCAACAGCUACAGGUGAAGUACGACUUCUUGUAUGAUCACUACCAUGUGUGCUGUCAGGAGAGUUGGCGUUCUCUGACUCACCGCCAGGUGUACACCACCUUCAUCAUGGUGGCUCUUUUCUUGCUCCCUCUGGCGGCCAUGCUGUUCCUCUACACCCGCAUUGGCAUCGAGUUGUGGAUCCGUAAGAGGGUGGGCGACUCAUCGGUCCUCAACACCAUGAACCACAGAGAGAUCAAUAAGAUCUCAAGGAAAAAGAAAAGAGCCGUCAAAAUGAUGAUCACCAUCGUUCUGCUAUUCACCAUCUGCUGGGCCCCUUUCCACACGGUCCACAUGCUGUUUGAGUACUAUGACCUGGAGAACAAAUAUGACGGAGUCACACUUAACAUGAUCAUCGCCAUCGUUCAGGCCAUUGGCUUCUUCAACAGCUUCAACAAUCCCAUCGUCUACGCCUUCAUGAACGAGAACUUCAAGAAGAGCUGUGUCUCCACCCUCUCCAAAUGCAUCCGGAAACGCAACCAGCAGCGUGCUGCUGUGGUGGCGCCCAGACUGAGCGUGCAGUUCAUCAAACCUCAGAGUAGAGAGGCCUUCCCUGAAUCAGAUGAAGGGAACAGCUCGCAGCGGAACUCUGCAGAGAAAGCCCCUGCAAGUACCUCGCAUGGAGAGAGCUUGCUGGAAAUAAUUGGCCUGGGUGAGAAAAUCUCCACCAUCCAAACAGAACUCCCAGCAAACACCUCCUCCCAGGUCAAAUGAGUUGGAACGGGUUCAAGGUUCAGGUGUUUAUCUGUUGAAUGUUAUUCUCCGGUUUGCUGCCCCGACCAGCUGCAGAUGUGUAGGAUGCAAUCAUCACAGCUACGGUUCAAACUGCUUAAAAAAGUCUACCAGCAUGAAGGCACCUAUGUGGGGCCAGUAGUGAGAGUGUUUGUUUCAUUCUGCUAAGGAGAGCAGCAGCAAGGAAGGAAGCAAAGGUCCUGAAAAGAGGCAAUUUUCCUUUUAAAGUCUGGUCAAACAAUAAAACAGCAGGUAGUCAUGUGAAGCACAAAAAUCAUUUCUGUUGAAUGUGUCUGAAGUCCGCAGGACAUUAAACCUCUCAGCGAGUAUGUCAAAAGGAGACACAAUCAAUGUCAUCCCAAAUGGGUACAAACUGUUACCAGGGGAAACUGUCUGGAAAGACGGACACUGAGGGCUAUGACUUAACAGGGCCAUACUUUCAGCAAAGGAUGACAGAGAUGACGCCUCUGCUUUCACUGCGUCGCUGAAUGUGAAUGUGAACAUAUCAACUCAGCUCAUGCAAAAUGACUUGGUUGCAAACCGUUAUUUCGUAUAGUGAGACCUCUUUUUUUUUUUUUUUUUUUUUUUACUGUGAAGUCUCUUGGACAUUUUUAUUGCUUUUUAAAUCUUAGUUAAAUGCACUUCACACAGCCCUUACGUCACUGUACAGGGGAUAACACGGUUGCAGAAUUAAUGUUACUUAAUGGUGUUGUGGACAAUAUUUUCGUAACGUUGAUGUCUUAAUGGGUCUCCAGUGUAUGUUGUUAUUUUGGUGUAUAUUUUAAGGUUGUUCUCUAUUUAUAUGUUCAGUAAUGGCAGCUUGGAAUUUAUUCAUGGUUCUGUACAGGUUGUUGAUUUUAAAGAUAAUUUAAAAAAGAUGAUCACUUGUUUAAAAUGACCCAUCUUUCUUCUUUCCAGUGCAGAUCAGAAUAUAUUUAUAUUGAAUAAAAUGAGCAAUGACAACUUGUUUCCUUGUUUUCAGCACACGCUGGGUUAAAAUCAAAUUAGGCCUGGACAUCAUGUUUCACUUUAUAAUGAGAACAAAGCACUUUCUGCAGUU